Molecule: messenger RNA, 1092 nt
Organism: Mercenaria mercenaria
Lineage: Eukaryota; Metazoa; Mollusca; Bivalvia; Venerida; Veneridae
Product: toll-like receptor 4
Exons: 1
Coding region: 1-1092 (363 amino acids)
Biological process (GO): immune response; toll-like receptor signaling pathway
Cellular component (GO): membrane
Molecular function (GO): protein binding; transmembrane signaling receptor activity
Source: RefSeq, a predicted model, not a curated record
AUGGCACGAGAGAACAUUUCACUGUUUGAGAAUAUGUUUUCACGUCUUAAAGUUUUGAAAUAUAUUAACUUGUCAAGCAAUGAAUUAAUAACUAUUCCUUCAAAAAUGUUCAAGAAUAACAGAGAAAUCGAAGUGAUAAACUUGUCUGACAACAAACUAGACCAAGUGCAUUUCAUCCUAACAGCACUGAAGAAGCUGCAAGUUUUAAAUCUGCAAGGGAAUAACAUUCAUACUUUAGAUCCAAUCUCUAUUGAUAAUUUAAACAGUAUCCAAAACAGAAAUUCCACAGAGGAUUCCCACUUCACUGUCAUUUUGAAGUUUAACCCUUUAUCCUGUUCCAAAUGUGAAACAAAACAAUUUCUUACUUGGCUGGUAUCAACAAACCUUGUCAACGUAACAUCACAGAAUUUAAUGUGUUUCAAUGAGAAUGGUUUGGCGGAACGUAUAAAUGAGAAAACAGUAGAAGAGGUAAAUAAGAUUUGUGAAAGAAAGAAACUCGUUAUUUACACAAGUGUGUCAACUGGGGUUACCGUUCUUAUAUUAGGCAUUGCAUUCUGUAUAGUAUACAAACGAAGAAAGCAUGCAGCUAAAGUACAAAACAGGGCAAAUGUUAUAAAUCUGUUACGAAAAGGCGAAAACAAUUACGAAUUUGCAGCCUUUCUUGCAUUUAGUAGUGACGAUGAGGACUUUGUCUAUACAUAUAUUCUACAUCAGCUAAACGAAAAUCUCCAGCUGAUGACGGGUAUAGAUAGAGAAUUAGUCUGUACCGGUGACCGGCAUUUCCGCCCUGGUUUCUACGUGCACAAUGAAGCGUACAGGCGUCUGGAUACAGCGUCCGUUUUGAUAGUUGUUGCUUCGAACAAUUUCUGCCAAAGUACUUAUUGUCAAAAUGAACUUGACCAGGCCUACGUAAAACAGAAGCCAAUCAUUCUUAUGUUCAUUGAGCAUAUUGACCAAGAACUUAUGACCACAACAAUGAAAGAGUUAUACCAAAGGAAUGUUAGAAUACUGUGGACUGUAGAAAAUGGUGAACACAAAAUGAAAACAACGUGGGAAAAUGUGUGUACAUCUGCUCUGGAUCUUAUACAAUGA